Molecule: messenger RNA, 1957 nt
Organism: Chrysemys picta bellii (western painted turtle)
Lineage: Eukaryota; Metazoa; Chordata; Testudines; Emydidae
Source: RefSeq, a predicted model, not a curated record
GGUCUGGCACACCCAGUAGAAGACUGGACUCUGUAUUUCCUGGCCCAAAGACGAUCUCAUGAUCUGGGUCCAGGGGCUAACAAUGGUCGAUACCCCAUUACAUGCCAGAGAUCAGCACCUACUGGCUCCAUUUGCAGCUGCCUCCACAAUGACCCUCCGCGCCCCCUGACAGCUGAAGAGGUGGCUAUCUUCUCUCAGGCCGGAUUGCGGCUUCAGUGGUGACGAGACAAAUGGGAGGGGGAGGGAACAACGGGACCGUGGCCAUUUUGAAAGAGAGCAGAGAUCAACAGCCGCUCAGCCCACGAGGGAGCUGGUCAGUGCGUGGUGUCACAGCUGGGUCUCGCUGCGCCGCGCCUUGCGCGCUGGCACCAUCCGAGUGGCCGGGGCCAGCGGUGCGCGGAGCCCGGCUUCGGAAUCGUGCUGCUGCCCGCGCUGGGGGGGAUGUCCAGGCAGCUCAUGCGCAACCCUGCGCGCCUCCUCUUCAGCUGGGCCCUGGGCAGGAACCAGAUGGCAACAGCAGCAGGUGCCUCUGCUAGGGAGACCUCUUCCUCCUCCUCCUCGGCUGCAGCAGGAGCAGGGACACCGGGACACGAAGAGCAGCUGAUAACCCACUUCAGCCAGGUGUCUGGCCCCCUUGUGUCAUCAGAGUGGCACAAAGCUGGUGAGUGUACCAGUGAAUCUGACCGGAAGAUGCAUACAACAGAAUGGAGACUAAAGGAUAGCAUCCUAGUUGGAGAAGUGAUGACGCAGGACCUCUGCUUAUGUUUCCUUCACGAGAUAGAUGCUUUGCCUAGAGAGAAGUCUUCACCCUGCACUGGACAAAAUGAAACUGAUGAAAAAAUGGUAAAUUAUACAGCAGGGAAGAAGAAUGUAGUCACUGAAAGACAUGGAACCAUCAUGACAAUUGGGAUUAACAGGCCAGAAGCCAGGAAUGCUGUGAAUCAGGAGACUGCAGCAAUGCUUCUGCAGGCAUUCACCUCAUUUGAAGAUGAUACCUCACUAACUGUCUCUGUACUUCAUGGAAUAGGAGGUAAUUUCUGCGCUGGUUAUGAUUUGAAAGAGCUGGCCCACAACCCAACCUCAAUAAAAUUGGAACAAGAUGUCACCAAAGGUCCUGGUCCCAUGGGUCCUUCCCGAAUAAAGUUUUCCAAACCAGUGAUUGCUGCAGUAAGUGGAUAUGCAGUGGCCGGGGGUCUUGAGCUCUCUCUUUUGGCUGACCUGCGUGUUGUGGAGCAGAGUGCCAUUUUUGGAGUGUUCUGCAGACGCUUUGGUGUUCCAUUGAUUGAUGGUGGCACUGUACGGCUACCUCGACUGAUUGGUCUCUCACGAGCCUUAGAUCUCAUUCUAACUGGUCGUCCUGUUGGUGCCCAAGAAGCAUAUGAGUUUGGGCUAGCCAAUCGAAUAGUCCCCAAUGGCCAAGCCCUUCAGUGUGCCAUUGAGCUUGCUAAACAAAUCUCUGCCUUUCCUCAACAAUGCAUGCGAGGAGACCGAAGUUCUGCUUAUUACAGUGUCUUUGAUGCCGCCUCAUUCACAGAAGCCCUGCAAUUUGAGUUUGACACCGGUGUGCAAGUGAUUUCCAAAGAGUCUGUCCCUGGUGCUAAAAAGUUCAGCUUAGGGGUGGGACGUGGAGGAAAGUUAUAAAAGUCAAAUAUUUUCUGCGUGUAGAAAAGGUUUACUAAUAAUUAAAACAGUAGAAGUCUACUGAAUUUACAAAAAUAAUGGAAGUCCUGAAAAAAUUAUUAUAUAAAUUCAAAAUUUAUAAUUUACUCUAGGGUACAUAAUCUUGAUGUAUGGGAAGUUGUAUACAUAAUUGUGUUAGCAAGGGUUAUGUACAUACCCUGUGUUAAUAUAUUUUAUAUCUAAAAAUCAUUGUCAUAAUGAAAAAUUUCAAUUUUUAUUGUACUUUUGUUCUGCAGUCCUGAAGUAAAGCUAAUUCUUUUACAUUUUUUUUAUUUGA